Molecule: messenger RNA, 2305 nt
Organism: Musa acuminata subsp. malaccensis (wild Malaysian banana)
Lineage: Eukaryota; Viridiplantae; Streptophyta; Magnoliopsida; Zingiberales; Musaceae
Source: RefSeq, a predicted model, not a curated record
GAUUUCGUAGCUCUCUGAGUGAUGGGGAUCUCAACGCAACAUCGUAUUCACCAUUUGGCAUCCGGAGUCGUCUUUUAAUGCUCUUCUUUACAGGUGUCGUAUGAUGUUCUCCGCAGAGCAACUGCAGGAGGGUUGACAAUUUUUGCUCCGUCCAAGCGGAAAUUUCUACACGGGGAACCCAAUCUCAUGAGAAGAAGUCAAAGACUCGAGUUCGUUUCUGCAUUUUGUUCGUGGUUGCAUUUUGGAUCGAGAAGUAUUGGAAAAGAAAGAUCUUUGCUGCACGAAAGAUAAGCUUAUUGAAGCAAUUUGUGGGGGAAAAAGGGCGGCUUCUCCUCGAUCGCUUUUUGGUGUUCUGCUCCCAUCAAAUCAACUGUCUCUCGCCCUUCCUUUGGCAGAUUCUGCUCCCCAGAAAGAGCUGAGAAGAUAGGGCGAGAAGCCCCUCCUUUUUGCUAGACUUGACCACUGAUCUGCCGUCCCGCUUUUUCAAGCUCUGAUGCCCCCCUCCGACUCUGAGGCGACCUUUGGGUUACCGGCGUCAAGGUCUCGUUUUGAUGCUUUGUUUCCACUCCUUGGAUCAGUAUUGCUCCAAUCUUGCAUAAAAGAUCCAAUCUUUGGUUUCAUAUUGCUGGUACGGGAAUAGUGUGCUGGACUUAGGGUUCUAUCGUUGAGAACUAGGAAUAAGAACGCCGUCUUUGUUCUUCUUGAGUUAUUCUUGGCUUCCGGUUCGAGCUCAUUGUCUCUGUUUUAGGAGGAGGAGUUCGGUUCUCUCGGUUGGUCCUCUUUCAAGCUCUGUCUCUGUCUGACGUUGUACUGCACAAAGAAUGCUUAAUUGAUCCAUAGAUAGAACUGAGAAGUUGUUGAGAUUGAUACUGGGUGCUGUGCUGUGGUUCAUUGUUUGGUUGCAAGAAGCAUGGAUGAUGGAGACGUAGACCUGUCGAGCCACCUGCUUGUUUCGGAUCCUGAGAUAAACCAGAGCUUCGAUGAGUUCUUGAGAAGCACCAGCACAUGCACCCACACCCAUACAUGUAACCUUCCAGGGCCGGCCGCUGCCACCCACACCCACACAUGCUACCACACUCAUACUCAAGUGUUUGCGGCAGGCGAGGGGGAAAGCGUCGGAGAAGAGGAGCCAAAAAGGUAUCGGAAACCUCUCGGGAACAAAGAGGCUGUGAGGAAGUAUCGAGAAAAGAAGAAGGCCCAUGCAGCCUUCCUGGAAGAGGAAGUCAAGAAACUGCGCCUUGUGAAUCAGCAGCUUCUGAGAAGAUUGCAGGGUCAAGCAGCGCUCGAAGCAGAGGUGAUCAGACUAAGAAACCUGCUGGUGGACUUCAGAGGGAAGAUUGAUGCUGAAUUGGGUGGCUUCCCGUUUCAGAAUCAGUGCAGACCUGGUUGCUUACAGUGUGAUGCUGAUGGUCAAUGCAUCAGCCAAAACCUUGCAGCGAUCGAUUGGGAAGGGAGUCAUGUGCCUGCAAUUACAAAUUGUCAGAUCAAUCCGAGUGGGGAUAUUAUAAUGAGGCAGAAGCCGGAGAUCGCCGAAGCUGUGAACUCAAUGAAUGUUGUAGGAAGUUUGAUCUCAUCUGCUUCCCAAACAGAGUGAAAGGUUUGAUCGACGGUUCUCUUAUAUGUUUCUGAGUCCUUAAAACUUGCUAUGUUGCAGGCAAACAGGCCAGCUGAGCAAUUUAUGAUACUUACAUGCAGGCAGAAACGACAUACGUUUUGUAAGAAUAAUGUUUUAUGGAUGACAAAAAAGCUUAGAACAAAUUCAGCAUGGGUGGAAAUCCAGUAUGUACAUAAUAAGAAAUGUUGAAUAUGCACAUAAUAAUCAUAUCCAAAGAGAUGUUUUUGCUGCUUUUACUAGUUUUGUGUCGGGUGCUUAAUGCAGAGGUAGAAAUGAUCUUUGCUUCAUAUGUAUUUUGCAAGUAUUUUUACUCUUUUGAACUAUGGAGAUGGUUUUAUAAUAAUCUGUUGCCGAGUAUCCAAAUUGGUAGGAGCCCUUAAGAUGAUUCUUCAGUGAAGACCUGCGGUGGCUCCUUUUAUGCAAUUUUGUUUUUUGUUUCUUCCUUUUAGCGGAUGGCAAAGCAACACAGCUUAAGAGCAAUAAAAAGAAAUCUCGUCUUCUGGAGGAUGUACAUAAAUACACUUUUUUUUUUUGUGCUGCUUUUGAUGAGUCAUGUCAUGUACUAAAUGUUGCCAAAGAGUUCGAUUUUUGCUUCAUAUGUAUUGACCUUUAAUCUUUUGAAACGCAGUGAUGGAUUGUAAUAAAUCAUUAUGGAAUAUCCAAAAAUGAUAAAAUCCCUUGAGCUGAUUU